This is a messenger RNA of Dictyostelium purpureum, 542 nucleotides long. RefSeq lists its product as uncharacterized. NCBI's taxonomy places the organism in Eukaryota, Evosea, Eumycetozoa, Dictyosteliales, Dictyosteliaceae. The coding region runs from base 6 to 476 and encodes 156 amino acids. The transcript has a single exon. The record is from RefSeq and is a predicted model, not a curated record.
CUCAAAUGGGGCAAAUGAGCCAAAUGGGACAGAUAAACCAAAUGGGACAAAUUAACCAACAACCACAACAACCACAGCCACAGCAACCACAACAAGGAAAUAUUUUACAAAACCCACAACAAAAUAUUUCGCUAAAUUCAAGCAACUCAAUGUUAAAUAUGAUUGGAUCAAAUGGUUUAGCAAAUAUGGGAAUGCAAAUGAAUGGAAUGUCUUUAAACCAAAUAAAUCUUGCACAAUUGCUUCCACAACAAUUCAAUAACUCACAACCAAAUAUGUAUACAAUGAACCAACCACAAACAGUACAAUCACAACAACCAAUUCCUUCACCACAAACAAAUAAUAAUUUACUUUCAAACAAUAAUAAUCCAGCAACAUCAUCUCCACUUUCAAACGAUACUGAAGAGCCAGCAUUAAAAAAGUUAAAAAAAAAUAACUCGAACAAUACUUCCAAAUCAAAAUCCAAAGGAAAGAAAUAAUAGCAAAAAUAUAUAUAAAAAACUGCAUUUUUCUUUUAUUUAAUAAAUAAAUCAUUUGUACAAAUU